AAUCAUAAAUCUCGAAGUUGUUAGCCAGUGCAGUCGAUGACCGUACUCGGACGUCUCUCCCUGCAAUAAGUUGUGCACCGGGGUCAGGUUCCCCGCCUUCCUCUCUGCUGUCAGAUCUCUCAUCGCUUUCCCAUGGCGGUGGCCUCCUCCUUGCCGCCGUCAUCACUUGCGCUCUCGCUAGUUUCUGUCGUCGUCCUCCUUUCGACUGCGGAUCUCGCUUUCUCUUUGAUUCCACCGUCAAGCUCGCCCUCGCCCUCGCCGGUUCCAGGAGGUCCGCUCCGAUCGUCUCCCGCACCCUCGCCGGACUCCCCUCCCUCGCCAUCGCCAUCGCCGUCGCCCGAGAACCUUCACUCUCCACUGGUGCCGGCGCUGCCGCCGGAGGUGCCUUCGCCCGCCCCGACCCCAUCCGCGACGCCGUCGCCAGCACCGGUGCCGAGCCACGAGGAGAUCCAGUCCGGGGAGGUCGCCGACCAAGCGGGCCGUGACGGAGAAGGGGGAGGGAUGAGCGGGGAGAAGAAGGCGGGGAUCGCAGUGGGGGUGGUACUGGGGGUGGCGGUGCUCGCGGGCGGUGCUGUGCUGUACAAGAAGCGGCAGGACAACAUCCGGCGGUCCAGGUACGGCUACGCCACCCGCAUGGAGAUGCUUUGAGAUUCACAAGCCAAUCGAUCGGUUGAUGAUAAUGAUGAUGAUCGCGAGGGAUCUCGAUCCACUAAAUCACCAUCAUUGAUUCUAUUGGAUCGGAUUCAUCACAAUCUUACUCUUCGAUCUCUAUACGCUUCUUCUCAUGCCUUUGCUCUCGUUGUAGUGUUUGUCUUGGUUAUACUUUUAGACUUAGAUUGUUUUUAGCAUCUUAUCUAUUAACCAUAUAAUUGUUGGUAAAGAUUGUAUUCGAGAUGAUGAUUAUACAGCAUGAGACCUUCAUAUGAUAAAAAUCUACAUAAUUUAAAAUAUGAUACCAACAAUAAAGUAUAACAAAUUGAACUCAUUCACACUAUAUAACAGAAAAAAACAAACUUAGUAGGUGAAUAAAAAGGGAUGGAGUUAGAGGAGCCACUGUAACUUUCACAUUACCUCCUGAUGUGAAUGAUGAAGUCUUGGCAUAGCCAUGUUUGGUGGGUUCUAUUUAUAUGAUUCAUAUCCAUCAAUAGGUGAUAACUGGUUGUCUCCAUUAUGAAUAGGUAGCUUCAUUUUACGUCAUUCAAAAUCAAAUUUAGUUGGGUGUCAGUUGCAUUAGCCACACCCAUACCAAAAACUAUGCUACAAAUCAGAUCCAUUAAUAGCAGCAUUCUACAACUUGAAAGCAAAUGGGUCAAAGAAGAACAAGUUUUGUGCAUCCCUUUCACAUUAUGUCUGUGUAGUUUCUUAUUAACAUUUUAUAUGUCAGGUGUCCAUGUGAUUUAACUUCAAUACUGAAGAACUUAUGUUGUGCAUAAGUAAGUCUUUAGAAAUCCUUAAUAUAGAACCACAGUAUCUUUUCUUCAAAAUGUAUCUUCAAAACUUGUGUUCUGAUCAACUUAGAAACAAUAAUAUAAUACUAGGGACAUUUUAUCUAUUAAGCAAUCUCAUCAUUUUUUACCUCCCGGCAACAUCUCAAAAAAAAAAA
Messenger RNA from Musa acuminata subsp. malaccensis (wild Malaysian banana), 1603 nucleotides. NCBI's taxonomy places the organism in Eukaryota, Viridiplantae, Streptophyta, Magnoliopsida, Zingiberales, Musaceae. The record is from RefSeq and is a predicted model, not a curated record.